AUGCUAGCGGUCACGGCAAGGGCGUUACCGAUAGCCGACCCUAAGACGGGCGACAUCGCGCCCAUAAACACCGACUCCGUCAUUCAGCCGGAGAAGCCCAUCACCCAUAUCGGAGGGAAGACGUCCAUCAUAGCGGAAAAAAUACCAUCCACAUACGCUGACGCCAUCGAUAAGGAGGUCGGAAAGGAUGUUGAAGUUGAGCCGAAGCCUUACAAGACACCCGAAGUGGAUUCGGUGAAGACAGUAGGCGGAGAAGUGGUUCCAGAUGUAGAGCCAGUAGUCGCACCGGUGGCCGACAGUUCCCUCCGUCAAGCCGCACCCACGGCAGAGAAGGUCGAGGCCGAGAAGGCACCGACUCUGUCGGUCGGAGACAUUGGCACUAAGGACCCGGUAGAGAGCCCCAAUCUGCACAAGGUGGAAGGAGCGGUGCUAGAUACUGAAGGCCACGGUGUCCCCCAUAAGGUCCAAGGGGCCGAAGCAACAAGCACUGUCGUGGAGGAGGGCGUGGACGACGAGACGACCAGAGACGAGAAGGUUCCAGACGGCGUCGAGCAGUACGGCUCCGUGCUCGAGUUCAGCAAGUACGACACCAAUAGCGACGGAGUUAUCGACAUCGACGAGUGGAGCAUCAUCCACGGAGGCCACGAGAAAAUCAAUGGCCAGUUCCAUGCCGCCGACAUCAAUGGUGACAAGCAGCUGGAGCAGACAGAGUUCCAGGGGGCCAGCUGGUACCACGACGGUGACCAGGGGGCCGACAUUGCCAGAGACGCGCUCAUGCUCGCCAUCGCCGAGCAGGCCGCCACAGCAGAGCACAACCACGCCAUGGCCGCGGCAGUGAUGCCUUCCACCGAGUUGCGGUACAUCGUGGAUGACGCCGAAACCAGUGCCCAGAGCGUUCCCGUUGUUCCGGCAGAGCCUGUGGACGUUGUCGUCGUCCCAGAGAAGCCGUUAGCGCCCAGCGUUAAUGCAGACGCUGCCGCUGUGGAGACGGUCGAUUUUUCGACCACGACCGCUCCUCCUAAAGAUGGCGUUAACACUGUCGAGCCAGUCGUCCACAAGCAGGAGAAGACGGAAGUACCCCAGGUUCCAGAGGUGCUCAAAGAUGUCCAGCGAACGGACACAGCGGAAAACACCGGAUCGACGACUUCAAAACCUGUGGUUGCCGUAAAGGAGCACGGCGAGGUAACGCCCCCGCCGUGACGUGUUGCCGCGAAC
Molecule: messenger RNA, 1215 nt
Organism: Rhipicephalus sanguineus (brown dog tick)
Lineage: Eukaryota; Metazoa; Arthropoda; Arachnida; Ixodida; Ixodidae
Exons: 2
Coding region: 1-1200 (399 amino acids)
Source: RefSeq, a predicted model, not a curated record